This is a messenger RNA of Neolamprologus brichardi, 1131 nucleotides long. The record is from RefSeq and is a predicted model, not a curated record. Lineage: Eukaryota; Metazoa; Chordata; Actinopteri; Cichliformes; Cichlidae.
AUGGGGGGUUGCACAAAUGACCACAAUUUUGUGACAAAGACUGUUGAUGUUGGACAAAAUGUGACACUUUCGUGUAUUCGCCAGUCAACACUUUUGCACCAGGAAACAUUAUUUUGGAUCAGACUAGUUUCUGGAAACCAGUUUGAAUUCUUGGGAGGAACAUUCACCUUUGAUUAUGACGACGUUAACAAUACAUCUCAUAUUACAGUAAAACAAGAACCUGGAACCUUUAUUAUGCAAAUCAGUGAAACUAAACUAAGUGAUACUGGUUUUUACUACUGCAUAAAAGUGAGACAGCUUGCUAUGACCUUUUUGGAGGGAACAUUUCUGACCAUCAAAGGUCCAGAACCUGAUGUCAUACAGAUGCGAUCCUCUGAUCGUAUUCAUUCAGGAGACCAAGAGACUCUGCAGUGUUCAGUCCUCUCUAAGUAUGAGAAGAAAACUUGUCCAGAUAAUCCCAGUGUGUACUGGUUCAGAGCUGGAUCAGACAAACCCCAUUCCAUUUAUGUUCAUGGAAACAGUGGUGAUGAAUGUGGGAGUCCUGAAGCUCCCUCACAACGUAAAUGUGUCUACAGCUUCUCAAGGAACGUCAGCUCCUCUGAUCCCGGGCCUUACUACUGUGCUGUGGCCACAUGUGGACAGAUCCUUUUUGGAAAUGAAUCAAAACUGGACAUUAAAGGAGCCCAAGAGACUCUGCAGUGUUCAGUCCUCUCUAAGUAUGAGAAGAAAAGUUGUCCAGAAAAUCCCAGUGUGUACUGGUUCAGAGCUGGAUCAGACAAACCCCAUUCCAUUUAUGUUCAUGGAAACAGUGGUGAUGAAUGUGGGAGUCCUGAAGCUCCCUCACAGCGUAAAUGUGUCUACAGCUUCUCAAGGAACGUCAGCUCCUCUGAUCCUGGGCCUUACUACUGUGCUGUGGCCACAUGUGGGCAGAUCCUUUUUGGAAAUGAAUCAAAACUGGACAUUAAAGGCAGUGAUGGUGAUCAGCAAGGUCAGCAGACAGAAGAGGACCUCAUGGUUUAUACUGUACCAACUUUCAACAGGAGGAAAAAUGGCAAAGUAGAGCGAAGGAAUGAAAACGUGACAGAGGGAGAAACAGUCUACAGUGAUGUCAGUGUUUUAGCCAUAAAUUAA